Molecule: messenger RNA, 1473 nt
Organism: Thamnophis sirtalis
Lineage: Eukaryota; Metazoa; Chordata; Lepidosauria; Squamata; Natricidae
Source: RefSeq, a predicted model, not a curated record
UGUAAGUCGAGGACUCCCUGUAUUUUCCCAAAUGUAACCUUGCAUUUUUGUCUCUGGGAGGCCAGGCUGCCUUUGGGGGGAGCGAAGGGCCUGAGUGGGGCCUCGGAAGGGCCUAAGAAUUGUCUUCCAUGCUUUCCAGUCUGUGACGAACAUUCGGACUACAAGGACGCUAAGCUCCUCUAUCGCUUCCGCAAGGAUGAUGGGACCUUCCCACUCAACAAGGAAGUCAAGGUGUUCCUGAGAGGACAGAGCCUCUACGAGACGCUGAUCGGCAUGGACAACUCCAUUCUCAAAGCCAGAGAAGAGAACCUGGUUAAAUUCCAGAGGAGCUUUUUGGGGUGUGAGAUGGUUGACUGGCUGGUGGAGGAAGGGGAGGUCGCCAACCGGAAGGAAGCGACGGAGCUCUGCCAAACCCUCCUGGAACACGGGAUCAUCCAGCAAGUCUCCGCUCAGUGCCAUUUUUACGACCGGGAUCUCCUCUACCAGUUUCGUAUCAAUUUCCGCCGAAGGAGGAGACUCACGGAGCUGCUGAGUGAAACCCUGCACAGAUCUCUUUCGGACAGCCCUGACAGCCCCUUCUGUCUCCGCAAGCUGAACCCCGAGCUGAGCCCCUCCAGUUUCUUGUCAGGGCCAAACCGCCUGAAGCUGACAGUCCUUUCAGAAGACAGAUUACAAAUGAAGUGGAAGGAAAGCGAAGGAAACACCAGCGGGUACAAAGUUCGUGUAAAGCCAAUGGCAGGUGACUCUGAGCAGGAAGUGAUGUUGAAAACCAAGAUGGCAAAAGCAACUGUGGGGGGGCUGAGUCCCACCAAGGAAUACACUCUGCAGAUCUACAUCCUCAAUGGCUCCCAGGAGGCCCUCUUGGUCAAGAGGAAAUUUGUGAGAUUGGCGCUUACUCAUGUCCUGGAACACAAUCUAAAGGAGGAAGCGGGUGCGAGACCUGAAGCUUCUAAACUGCUCAUCCUUUUGACCGAUGGCAAGUCUCAGGAUGAUGCCAGCCCACCUGCCCAGACCUUGAAGAAUAUGGGAAUCAAGAUAUUCGCUGUGGGGGUGAAAAAUGCCGACGAAACGGAGCUGCGCCAAGUGGCCUCCGAACCCCUCGAGAUGACCGUCUACAAUGUGGUGGAUUUCCCUCUGCUCCGUUCUCUGGUCAGCCGCCUGACGUGGCUCUUAUGCGCUUGGAUCAAGGAGAAGGACCAGAAGGAGAUAGUACCGUUGUCUGCGCCCCAAUCCCUCAGAACAUCGGAGAUCAGCCACAACAGUAUCAAGCUCAUGUGGGAACCAGUUGAAGGAGCCACACAAUAUCUUAUCCUGUCUUCCUCAACACCCAAUGGCGCCGAAGAUGAUACAAAAGAGACGGAAUACCUGGUUUCAGUCUUCCCCGUUUAUGAGAACGCUGUGGGAGAUGGUCUCAGAGGCAUCAGUUCAACACGUAAGUCCUGGGGUCCCCAGUGCCUUUACCGUAUCAAGUGA